AUGGGGUUCGCAUUCGGCAACGCGAAAAACGCGAAGCAUGAGGCCGCCGUUGCCCAGGCCGAGGCCCCUCAUCUGGCCAAGGUAAAGUGGUGGAAGGACCCUGGCAUGCGUCAGCUCUACUUCUAUGCCGCGGUUCUUUGCGUCUGCUCUGCUACGACGGGUUACGAUGGCUCCAUGUUGAACGCUUCCCAAGUCAUGGACGAAUGGCAGGAAUACUUUGACGAACCCAGGGGCUCGAGGCUAGGCAUUCUCAACGCCAUCUACCAGAUUGGUAGCAUUGCCAGUUUCCCAUUCGCCCCAUACUUGGCCGAUCAUUUUGGUCGCAAGGUCCCGAUUGCUCUCGGUUGCCUCAUCAUGGUUCUUGGUGCUUUCCUCUCGACCUUCACCAACGGCAUGGGCAUGUACCUUGGCGGCCGGUUCCUCGUUGGUUUCGGCAACUCGCUUGCGCAGCUGGCUUGCCCUGUCUUGCUCACUGAGAUCUGCCACCCUCAGCACCGUGGUAUCGUUACCGCCAUCUACAACUGUCUCUGGAACUUGGGAGCGACCAUCUGCUCCUUCAUUGGCCUCGGCACGAUUAACAUCCCGAACGACUGGUCGUGGCGAACCAUCACCCUCUUUCAGGCGGUGCCCUCUUUCAUCCAGCUUUCCUUUCUCUGGUGGAUUCCCGAGUCCCCCCGCUGGUUGAUGUCCCGCGAGCGACACGAAGAAGCCCUCGGCAUCCUCGCCAAGUACCACGCCAACGGCGACACCACCAACGCAACGGUGCAGUUUGAGUACAAGGAGAUCAAGGACACAAUUUCCCUCGAGUACCAGGCCAAGAAGACCAGCAGCUACCUCGACUUCCUCAGGACACCUGGCAACCGCUACCGCCUCAUGCUCCUUAUCUCUCUAGGUAUCAUCUCUCAGUACUCUGGCAACGCGCUCAUCAGCAACUACUCCAACCUGAUCUAUGAGGGCGCUGGUAUCACAGAUCAGGCUGCCAAGACAGGUCUCAACGGUGGAGAGAACAUGCUCAAGCUGUUCGUCGCCAUUGGUUGCGCUUUUGGUAUUGACAAGUUCGGUCGUCGCCCACUCUUCUUGACAGCCACUGUCGGCAUGUUGCUCAUGUUCCUGGCCUGGACCGUUGUCGCUGCCCGCUUUGAGGCCACCGGCAAGACCGAGAUCAAGCGCCUGGGCUAUCCGCAGAUCGCCCUCAUCUGGAUGUUCGACGUGUGCUACUCCAUCGCCUGGUCUGGUCUGAUCGUCGCCUACGCUCUGGAGAUCCUCCCCUUUAGGCUCCGUGCCCGUGGUCUCAUGAUCAUGAACUUCUUCAUCCAGGUCGCCCUCACCAUCAGCAACCAGACGAACCCUAUUGCUCUCCAGAACCUGCCCAACAACUGGAAUUUCUGGUGCUUCUACACGGCCUGGAUCGCCGUGGAGCUUGCCUUUGUCUACUUCUUCUACGUCGAGACCAAGGGUCCCACCUUGGAAGAGAUUGCCCGAAUCUUCGACGGUGAGAAUGCCGAGGUCGACCAGCUCGACUACAUGGCGAAGGAGAAGCAGCCUGAGGUGGAGACCGCCGAGGUGGAGACUUCCCAUGACCGCAAGUCGGAUGUGUAA
Emericellopsis cladophorae is the source of this 1599-nucleotide messenger RNA. RefSeq lists its product as uncharacterized. Bases 1 to 1599 code for a protein of 532 amino acids. The record is from RefSeq and is a predicted model, not a curated record. NCBI's taxonomy places the organism in Eukaryota, Fungi, Ascomycota, Sordariomycetes, Hypocreales, Bionectriaceae. The transcript is spliced from 7 exons. Gene Ontology annotation, cellular component: membrane. Gene Ontology annotation, molecular function: carbohydrate:proton symporter activity. Gene Ontology annotation, biological process: carbohydrate transport; transmembrane transport.